This is a messenger RNA of Microthlaspi erraticum, 2496 nucleotides long. NCBI's taxonomy places the organism in Eukaryota, Viridiplantae, Streptophyta, Magnoliopsida, Brassicales, Brassicaceae. The record is from the annotation of a GenBank genome assembly.
AUGACGAGUCGUCAACUCUUAUUUACGCUCCUCGGGAUUUUCGCCAUUGUACAAGUUGUAUUUUCUCAGGAUCAAGAAGGAUUUAUCAGCUUGGAUUGUGGUCUACUCGCUGAUGAACCUCCUUAUACCGAUGCAUCUACUAAAUUAAGUUUCUCGUCGGACGCCAAAUUUGUUGAUGGUGGUAAAAGUGGUAGACUCCCGAAAGCUUUGGGGGCAGGCUAUAUGAGGGCGUAUACAACUCUAAGAUACUUUCCCGAUGGGACAAGAAACUGCUAUAACCUAAAUGUCACGCAAGGCACUCGCUAUUUGGUCAGAGCUGUGUUCUUGUAUGGAAACUACGAUGGUCUGAACAUUUACCCGACGUUCGAUCUGCAUAUAGGUAGAAAUUGGUGGGCAACAGUAUCUGAUAACAUGGAAGACGAUAGUACGUUUGAAGAAAUCAUUCACAUCGCAACAUUCAACACUUUGCAUGUUUGUCUUGUUAAGACACACGACGCAUCGGUGCCAUUCAUUUCAGCCUUGGAACUUCGGCCAUUGAGUAAUAAUUUUUAUGUUACUCAAAAUAGGCACGUGCUAAUAAGAGUUCUUGUCAGGUAUCCCGACGAUGUCCAUGAUCGUAUGUGGAUUUCUUACGACGGUGAUGAUGAGUUGCCGACGAUUAAAAACGGCACUGCAGCCAUCAAUGUAGAAAACUAUAAUCCUUACGACCUGCCUCAAGCUGCAAUUAUGUCGGCUGCCAUACCUGCGAAUGUCAGUUCAACUCUUGUCUUUUCUUGGGGUACUUCAAGUUCAACAGACCAGAUCUUCAUCUACAUUCACUUUGUUGAACUACAAGUGUUACGAGGCAAUGAAACUAGAACAUUUGACAUUGUGGUCAAUGGAAACAAUAUUUCUCAAUAUUAUAGUCCUAAGAAGUCAAUGGUAGACACAGUAUACAACAAAGUACCUUUUAGCUGCGAUAGUGUUACAAAUUGCAGCUUGGAACUAAGAAAAACUCCCAGUUCAACUCUUCCCCCUCUAGUUAACGCCAUUGAGUUUUUCACUGUUGUUGAGAUUCCAGAAUCAGCAACAAAUGAAAAUGAUGUCAUUGCGAUUGAUACCAUCCGAGCAGCAUAUGCGUUAAGCAACCAGAGUGGAGAUCCAUGCGUCCCUAAACCAUCCAUUUAUCUCCAAUGCAGCAACUACACGGAUCCAUCCAAACUAUUGAGAAUCAUUUCCUUAAAUUUAUCUUCCACUGGACUGUCCGGUAUCAUAUCACCUGCCAUUGUAAAUCUGACCAAGCUUCAAGUGUUGGACUUGUCACGUAACAAGUUGGCCAGAGAAGUGCCCGAAUUUCUAGCCUACAUGGAUUCCUUGUUGUUCUUGCUUCAUCCAAUGUUUUCUGCGAACACUUCAUCCAAAAAGAAAUUCCUAGUAGCAGGUGUUGCCUCAGCUGUUUCCAUCGCCAUUGUCCUGGUUGUGCUUCUUGUCCUUUACAUUCCUGUACGAAGAAAACAGUCAAGUAAAGAGGUUCAACGUCCAUCAAUUGAAACAGCAAAGAGAAGGUUCACUUAUUCAGAGAUUAAGGCAAUGACAAAUAAAUUCCAGAGGAUUCUUGGUGAGGGAGGGUUCGGGAUCAUCUAUCACGGCCAUCUGAAUGAUAACCAGGAGGUGGCUGUUAAAGUACUAUCUCAGUCAUCAUCUCAAGGAUACAAGCAGUUCAAGGCUGAGGUUGAACUUUUAAUGAGAGUUCACCAUAUAAACUUGGUAAGCCUUGCUGGAUAUUGUGAAGAAAAAGAUCACUUGGCACUGGUCUACGAGUACAUGGCAAAUAGAGACCUAAAGGAGCAUCUCUCAGGAAAAGAAGGCACAUCAUUCUUGGACUGGCCAUGUAGACUAAGAAUAGCUGCAGAAGCUGCACUUGGAUUGGAAUACUUGCAUACUGGAUGCAAACCUCCUAUGAUUCAUAGAGAUGUCAAAAGCACAAAUAUAUUGCUAAAUGAAGACUUUCAAGCAAAAAUUGGUGAUUUUGGACUUUCAAGAUCUUUCCCUGUCGGGAGUCAAACUCAUGUGUCAACAGUUGUUGUCGGAACUCCAGGAUUCCUCGAUCCUGAAUAUUUUCAAACACAACGGUUGUCCGAGAAGAGUGAUGUCUACAGUUUCGGUAUUGUAUUACUAGAGAUCAUCACGAACCAACUAGUGAUUGAUCAAACUCGUGAAAGGCCUCAUAUAGCAGAAUGGGUGAGGUUUGUGCUCUCGACAGGAGAUAUCGAAAGCAUAUUGGACCCAAACCUCAAAGGAAACUAUGAGUCUAGCACUGCCUGGAAAGUUCUUGAACUAGCAAUGUCGUGCUCAAGACCUUAUUCAGCAGAAAGACCAAACAUGGCUCAAAUUGUUCAUGAACUAAACGAGUGUCUAAUGUACGAGAACUCAAGAAGAGGAAAGAGUCAAGAUGUGAGCUCAAAGAGUUCUAAUGAAGUUAACACAAGCACUGAAAUGGCUCCUAUGCCACGUUAG